Apis mellifera (honey bee) is the source of this 3516-nucleotide messenger RNA. RefSeq lists its product as uncharacterized. The transcript is spliced from 5 exons. NCBI's taxonomy places the organism in Eukaryota, Metazoa, Arthropoda, Insecta, Hymenoptera, Apidae. The record is from RefSeq and is a predicted model, not a curated record. Bases 2726 to 3199 code for a protein of 157 amino acids.
GUCGUUGUACCCCAUUGUACAACGGUUGAAGGUAUGAAACGAGGCAGGCGAAACGCCUACAAGUCUGACAAGGUGCCAGCGCAUCACUCCUGAAGUACACGAAACCGUCCGCGAGGAACAAAACAAAAUCCGAAUAAAAACCCGACAACGCGUUUUCCCGACUCACCGCGAUUAAUUCCCUCUCCCCUCUCCUUGCUGCGUCACACCAUCACACCGUUUCUCUUCCUCCCCUCCUUCCCUCCGUUCUCGUAUUAUCUUUCGUAAGAGAAAAUUACUUAUUUAAUAAACCCGAUCUUGCAACCCUUCCCUCCACGUCCCAUCAUCCUUCGAACAGGCGACUUAUCGAUAACCCUAAUUUUACCAUUAACCGCGUUUAAGAUUCAUAGUGACGGCGUCGUGUCGGCGAGAGAACAAUGAGAGAGGAAGAGAGAGUUGCUUGCGAUGCUCUCGAUGCCGUAUGGAGGGAGGGACGAAGCUUCAGAUUAACCGUGGGGGCCGUAUCGAACAAAGUCGAUACCGACGGUCGAUAAAUCAAAUCUCGCGACCGGUUCGAGAGGAGGAGUGGUAUUAAGCCCGUAUCGCAUUACGCGGAAAAUAGGCCGUCCGAAUAUUUGGACCGCGGAACGGACCAGUCGGACCAGUCCCCUUCCCCGUCCGCAAGGAUGCGACCGAAUCAUGAAUAAAUUUUAACGAGAUUGCACGCGCGAAAGGGGGAGCGAGGGAUGCGAGCCGUAUAGCAUAGCACCGCCAGCUACAUAGCCACAGCACAGGAAGGGGGGAGAGAUAAAUCAAGUCGCCUAAUCAGACCGCUUCAUCGGGCCCGCUUUUUGAGAAGUUAUAAAUAUUUCGGGGUGGGAUAUCGGGGCGAUAAUACGUCUUAGCGUGUGGGAAAAAGAAGGAGAAAGAGAACAGCGAUCUCGAAAAUUGAAUGACGAUGGUCGAAGGGGAUUUUUCUUCGCCUUUGAUCAGAGAGGAAGAAGGUAAACGAUCCCCCUCCCGUAUUAAAGAAAGGAUUCUCGAUAAAAUCGAAAUCGUGAACGAAGAGAUUCGCGUCACAGACGAGAGGCGAGCUCCGCCUGUGUGGUCUAAAGCGAUAGCUAAUCGGAGUGCUUUUCGGAGGCAUUGGAGCCAAUUUCGGCAACCGAGUCGCGCGACCAACCCUAAUGAAUAGCGUUUAAUUAAAGCCUAUAAAUCCGCACCCCGCCGUUCGAAUCCUGUUCCGAGGGGGUUUCGAGGUGGAGAUAAAAGGAAAAAAGGGGAGAGAAAGAAAGGAGAGGAAGAGGAAGAGGAAGGGGAAGAAGGAGGAGGAGCGAGAACGAGGUGAAAAACUGUGGAACAGGGACACGGGGCGAACAAGAUGCUCUCGGAGCGUGCGAUAAAAUUUCUGGAAUGUGUCGAGCUCGUUUAGGGAACACACACUGGAACUUUGGCCGUUGAUCGAUGAAAUCGGAUGACGAACCUUGGUUGGAUUGCAUCAAAAAAAAAAAGAAGAAAAAAAGGAAGAAGAUUCUCUACAAUUCGUUGGCGAAUAACGCUCGACAUCGUUGUAAUACGACGAAAAAGAAGAAGAAGGAGAAGGAGAGGAAGAAAAAGACGAGGAACGAGAACGAUGUUGUCUUAACCGUAAGAAAGAGAUCGUUCUCGUUCCCUUUGUUUGCGUAUCCUUUGUUUCAUCGUCGUAUAUAAUUAGAUCGGUCUCCCAGGUAAGAGAAUUGAGACACGCGGAAUAUUUCUCCGUGGGAAUAAGGAAUGAUAAUGCACGGCAACCGCGUAUGUCACUCGGCGGACGGGUUGCAAACGAGUCGAGGAGAAUCGAUUCGAUACGUUUCUCCGGGAGGGUUGAACGAACAAAGGACGAGGAAAGGAGAAACCGUAAAAGGGACCCCACCCUUUUUUGCGGCCUAGAGGGAGGAGGGGCUUCGUUGGUCCUUCUUCCUCUCCGAGAGAGCCACUGUGGAUAAUUGGAACCGCACCCACGAACUCGUGGCUUCGGGUCCGCUCCUCGCUUUUUCGGUCCUCUCCUAUCCUCUUCUCCUUCUCUAUCCCCUCGCACCUUUAAAAAUAUACCUUUAAAACAAUGCAACGCUCGCCCCCAAAUAGAGAGUUCCUUUUGUUGCGCGAAGAGGCAGGGAAAUGAUUUCCGUUCAUCAUUCCGUUUUUAAACAUUUUGCUUGCGAAUAACCGACUCACGGGUGGUCCUCGUGAGAAUUGAAAGAAAGAGUCUGCGGAAUACCUGCACUUUGCCCGAUUAAAUUGGGUAAAAAUCUUCUCUCCCCGGUGAAAAAUAAAGGGGUUACUUAUCAACAGCGUAUCUCCAACUCUCUGUAUCUUUGCGUGAACUCGUGUACGCGUCCUCUGCUUGUGUGUUGGUUGAAGAGAUAAAGGAGAAGAGCCAAUUCGUCCCCUGUCCUCGUCCUUAAUGCACGAUAUAUUCCAGAAUCACCGAUACCGGGACAGUCGAUAAUAUCUUUCUUCGGUGGCUUCCUAAAAAAUUUGUCAUGAUUUGAGUUAAAUGGAGUUAAAUGCAAUUGAUCGAUUAAAAAUUAAGAUGCGACACGCGCGACAUUCGUUUAUUUCUCGAGUAUUGAAAUAUUUGCAAAUCGUUAUGUGACGUUUGAAAAUGUAGAUUGUAAUAAUUUAACCUUUUUUUUUUUUUUUAUAUAAAUAUAUAUGUAAAACUUUCCUUAAUUUUUUUUCUCUCUUUUUUUUUCUUUUCGAACGAAAAAUGGCUUUGAAGAAUGGAUCUUAUCAAAAUUCUUCGAUCUCGACCAACGUUUAUAUAAACGACGAUUUGAAAUACCGCAGUGUAGGCGAAUCAAAUGUGGAUUCCAAAAAUGGGCAGAAAUCUUACAAGGAAGAUGUAUAUCAAGGUGAUUCGUUAUCGACGUAUCAGAUAUCGUACGACGAUUUCAAGCAAGAAGAAAGUUCAAAAAUGCAGGAAGAAAAGGAACCGUUCGAAUCUAUCAGUGCUCCUCUCUCCCAAUGUUACAAGAUGGCAGAAACGGAUCCCCUGGUCGAAGAGUUACUUGAACAGCUUCCCAGAAGCACGGACGACUAUCGCAAACACUGGGAAAUGAUACUCCACUGCGAGAGGGCCGCGUUUCCAAGGACGGAGUCGAAUUUGCCACUGCCCUCGAGGGAGGUACGUAUAUCACCGGGAGGAAAGCCCGGCGAAUUCAAAAGCCGAGAACUCAAUUAACCCGAACGGCUAGAACUCAAUUACGAAUGUCGGUCGGCGGGAACGAAUGCGGUGGCCGGUAAUUAAAAAGUUAUUAUGCCCAGGCCCGUUUCUACUGGCACUUGUACUCAACCGCGGUGAAAAACUCGCGUUUGUACCAAAAACAAGUGAAUCACGCUCUCCUCGUUACGUUGGCCAAGUAAGAAUCUAAUGGUUACUUCAUUGAAAUUAUACGUACCUACGUAUCAUCCUUGAUUAGAUGAAUUUUUAAUGAAUUACGUAGAAUCGACGUAAUUGAAGUUUGAUUUAAAACUAAAUCGGUGGAUUUAUAUGUAUAU